CAAUUAGUGACUUUGCAGAUUCAUUAUUUAAAGGCAGCUGGAGGGCAAUUGACACAAAACUCUCCUGCUGACUGCAGCCCGAAGACUGAAGCAGAGUAGUCUCAGGGAUCUCCAACAUCUCUACCCCAACAGAAUGAAAUACGCACAGUAUGUUUUCCUGGCCUCGGUCUUCUCCACUGUUGAAUACAGCCUAGCUCAGACCUGUGCAGUGGAGUCUUUCUCUGUGAAAGACAAUUUUGAUCCAAAAAGGUAUGCAGGGAAAUGGUAUGCCCUGGCCAAGAAGGAUCCAGAAGGCCUUUUCCUUCAGGACAACAUUUCUGCUGAAUACACCGUGGAGGAAGAUGGCACAAUGACAGCAUCUUCCAAAGGCCGAGUGAAGCUUUUUGGGUUCUGGGUGAUCUGUGCUGACAUGGCUGCUCAGUAUACAGUACCUGACCCAACCACUCCAGCAAAAAUGUACAUGACCUACCAAGGCCUGGCCAGCUACCUCUCCAGUGGUGGGGACAACUACUGGGUGAUUGACACUGACUAUGAUAACUAUGCCAUUACCUAUGCCUGCCGCAGUCUAAAGGAGGACGGGUCCUGUGACGAUGGCUACUCCCUGAUCUUCUCACGCAAUCCCCGUGGCCUCCCCCCAGCUAUUCAGCGCAUUGUGCGUCAGAAGCAGGAAGAAAUCUGCAUGUCUGGCCAGUUCCAGCCUGUGCUUCAGUCAGGUACUUCAGGCUAAUUAGCAUACUCACUGAAAUGGCUGCACUGGCUUGUAGAGUAGGUGAUCACAUUUACUAUAAAUGCAACAGAACCGUAGGAAAUAAGUUGUCUUUUAGUACCUUUUUUAAAUGUUGUAUCUAAUAAGAAAGUAGCUGCAAAGGGAAGACCAUGCAAGGGUGAGAGCCUGUUACAGGGUGAUUCUGCAGCCUUAAGUUUGCCCUUACAGGAAUCCUGUUUGCUGAAACUGGCACACUACCAAAGGAAGAUCAGCUUUGUUACUCUAAUAGAUAGGAUAGGGACGGGUGUUAAGAGCCUGGUGUUUCUGCACUUGGCCACCUGGAUAACAGCACCUUACCUUAGGUCUGUGCACUGUCCUCCAGGAAAGGAGGGGAAGCUGCCUCUAGGAAGGAGCACCCUCACUCUUCUUAGCUCCACCAUGAUUUGUGUCCUGGACAGUCCUGGGAGUAGCAGAGAUGAGGGACCCUGAGCAGCUGUUCUGACUGUGUCUGCUGGCAGUGGGAGUCAGCAGUUGUACCACAUACAGGCGAACAGAGUGUGUCUAAAGCCCAUUUUGAGAGAACUUUUUUUUCUGGAGGCAUGGGAGCUGAUCUUCUAGCUCAUAGGCUGUCCAUGUGAUAGGCAGAUAACUUUUUAGGUCUAUGCUGGAGGCAGAAAUUUCUCUCUGUUGGCAGCUGAGUGCCCACACCCUUGACACGCACACUGCCUUGCUGGAGAUGGACCCUUUACUAAGCCAGGCCCGAGGACCUGCACUGGGGGAUUGCCGCAGUAACAACACACGUGUUCUGCACUGCUAGACAAGAAAUAGCAGCUAAAACCUCCUUAAUGGCACAUCAUUGUGUGAGGCAGUCCUCCACUACAGAGCAGGUGCUGGUAUCGUCCAAGGUUAUGGGACUGGUAUGGGCAUCCCUGCCCCAUGCCCCUCCAUAUUGCUUACUGUAGCAGGGGGAGGGUGGUUGGUUUGCGGGGUCAUGCCUAGGCACUCACGUAAGCUGAAAACUCAUGGCUAGCUGUGAGUAGCAAAGGCUGCGCAAGUGCUAUGC
Molecule: messenger RNA, 1769 nt
Organism: Aquila chrysaetos chrysaetos
Lineage: Eukaryota; Metazoa; Chordata; Aves; Accipitriformes; Accipitridae
Product: purpurin
Exons: 5
Coding region: 134-727 (197 amino acids)
Molecular function (GO): retinol transmembrane transporter activity; retinoid binding
Source: RefSeq, a predicted model, not a curated record